Molecule: messenger RNA, 879 nt
Organism: Stomoxys calcitrans (stable fly)
Lineage: Eukaryota; Metazoa; Arthropoda; Insecta; Diptera; Muscidae
Product: alcohol dehydrogenase-related 31 kDa protein
Exons: 3
Coding region: 25-822 (265 amino acids)
Cellular component (GO): cytoplasm
Molecular function (GO): oxidoreductase activity, acting on the CH-OH group of donors, NAD or NADP as acceptor
Source: RefSeq, a predicted model, not a curated record
UUAGGCCGAUCAGGAGCAAAAAAAAUGGAUUUGGAGGGUAAACAUGUAGUAUAUGUGGCCGAUUGUGGGGGUAUAGCCUAUGAGACUUGUAAGGUUUUGGUAACUAAAAAGAUAGCGAAACUGGCUAUUUUACAUAGUAUUGAAAAUCCCCAGGCUAUUGCCCAACUUCAAGCCCUAAAUCCCAAAACUCAAAUAUUUUUCUGGAAAUUCGAUUUCACCAUGACUCGAUCGGAAAUGCAGCGUUACUUUGACGAUGUAAUGACUCAAAUGGACUAUAUCGAUAUUUUAGUCAAUGGAUCUACCUUGUGCAAAGAGCAAGAUGUGGAUGCCACCAUCAAUAUAAACUUGGCAGCUCCUAUUAAUAUUAUCACUUGUGUUUUGCCCUAUAUGGAUAAGAGCACGGAGAUGGGACGUGGUGGCAUGAUAGUAAAUAUCAAUUCAGUUACCGGAUUGGAUCCAUCGCCUGUAUUUUGUGUCUAUAGUGCGGCAAAAUUUGGUGUAUUGGGAUUUACUAGAAGCUUGGCGCAUCCCAUUUAUUAUGACAAAACCGGUGUGGCUGUAAUGGCCAUUUGCUGCGGUCCCACCAAGACUUUCAUAAGGCAUACGAUGAAAGCAUUUUUGGAAUAUGGACAGGAGUAUGUGGAUAAACUAAAAGGGGCACCGUGUCAGGAAACCGCAGUGUGUGCACGCAAUAUAGUGCGGGCCAUAGAAAUGGGUUCGAAUGGGCAAAUAUGGUUGGCUGACAAUGAUCGCUUGGACAUUGUGAAACCACAACUCUAUUGGCAAAUGUCCGAGGAGCUAAUAGAAUAUAUGGAGCGCUAAGAAAAACGGAACGGAACAAAGUGAAAUGCAUAUUUGCUUACCAACCCCAUAACAAGA